GUGGCUCCACAAAUACGCCCUGUGACGCGUGAAGGUCGAAAAUGGACGAUCGAGAAAUCACGCUGGCGAACUUUCAGGCCGCCACAGGCGCGGACGACAUCACAGACUGCAUCGAAGUGUUAGACCGGAGCGAGUGGAAUCUCGUGAAAGCCAUUAGUUCUUACAUUCCAUCUCACUUACGGGGAGAGAGAACUGAGACUCAAAGUUCCGUUGGCGAGCCCUCAAUUGUUCCACACAUCAGUAACCCAAAUGGCAGUAUACCAGCUGUUCAGUCCGAUUCCGUUGUGGUCCCUCAUCAGACCUCAUGGUCAUCACAAGUGACUCAGACGGCAUCAUUUAGUGGUGUUCAGCCAGUUGUAGCUGAUGGGCAGCCAAGAAAGGGAGGUAACAUACAAAAACCUUCAUUGGUCUCUUUCUCUACUCCAACAAGGCAAAUCCAUGUGAGAGUAGAAUGGAGAGAUAAGACGAUACCUAUUAUAGUCAACGAUGAGGACAUAAUUGAGAGAGUCAAGCGAUCGCUUGAGGGUCACACUGGAGUGCCAGUAGAGAAGCAGUCACUACGAGGAUGGCCAGGACAUGCUGAUCCUCCAGACAUGAUGACGUUGUCUGAUAUGAAUUUACCAAAGGAAGUGAAUCUGUUUCUAUUGUCGCCUCCUGAUUAUGUGGACGACUUUGGGUCGUUGGUACCACCACCAUGCGUAACACCAUCUGUAGUCAGGGUUAACAUUUCAGUUGAAUUUAAUGGAAAAGCAACCGUUAUUCCAAUAGACACGUCAAAGACAAUGUCAGAGUUCAAACAAGACAUGCACAGUUUAUUUAACAUCGAACCUCGCUUUCAGUUGUGGCUUGGUCUCCCUGAUGCAUUUGACGAUCAGAAACAGUUGAAGGACUGCACGUUUGACUUGCCAGUUCAUGUUGUUCAACUAGAACGCAUCGAUCCUGUAAACGACCAUCGCAUGGCAUUUGGUGAUCGGGCAGUAUCUAGUAAGUUAAACGAUGCUGCUGGACAAGAACCCAGACAGAGUUCUGAGGAAGAAGCAAGUGAGGAGGAGAUUCCUGAUUAUAUGGAUGAAGGAUUUGAUGGAGAGCCACUGUUAGGGAGUCGACAGCCACUGUUACCAGAGCAUAGUGAGAAUACAGCUGAUGCUCUAUUGCACUUUACAGCACAAUUUCAGCAUCGGUUCGGUGACACACAUCCAUACUUCUUCCUUGGUGCUCUUAAUGAUGCUAUAAAGGAGGCGUUUGACUGUCCAGCAGUUGAUAGAAAGCCACUAGCGUUAUACAUUCAUCACGAUCUGAGCAUCCAGUCCAAUGUGUUUUGCAGUCAAGUUUUAUGUGCAGAGCUGAUAGUUCAUUAUCUGACUGGCAACUUUGUAUUAUGGGCAUGGGAUGUGACCCUUCCCAGUAACAAAGAAAAAUUGCUGUCAAUGAUAGCUGAAUAUUUCGGUGGCGUCGUAUCUGAGACAGUUGAUAAAUUAGGACCUGAUCAGUUGCCAGUGCUGUUGAUCAUUGUGAAAGUCCGGUCAGGACUUGAAGUGUACUCAGUGCUUCAAGGGCACAUCAGUGCUGAUGAGCUGAUGAGCAACUUGUUAACGUCUGUAGACUCAUUCCAGUACACAAAGGAAAUGGACAUGAGAGAAGAAGCCGAGAGAUGGGAGCGACAACGAAUGAAGGAAGAACAGGAUGCUGCGUAUCAGGAGUCUCUAGCUGCUGAUAAACUGAAGUCUGAACAGAAAGCGAUAGAGCAACUAGAAGAGCAGCAACGGUUGCUAGAGAAAGAGCGAAAAGCCCAGAAAGAGCUGCAGGAGAAAGCAAAGCAAGAGGCAUACUUCAAAGGUCUUGGCGAAAAACUACCCGAGGAGCCUUCUCCAUCAUGUGGUAUCAGGCUAGCUACUCUGAGAAUUAGGCUUCCUGAUGGCAGCACAAAAAUGAGACGAUUUCUAGCCACAGACUCACUGCACAUGCUGUUUAAUUUUAUUGAGUCUCUUGGUUGUCUGUCAUCUCAGUAUCGUGUUCGAGUGAAUUUUCCUAAUAAAGAGAUCUCCGCUCUUGACAAUACACUGACGUUAGAAGAAGCCGGGCUAUGCCCACAAGAGACUGUCUUUGUUGAAGAAAUCAUGUAGUGUAGAGAAGAUUGGUUGGUAUAAGAGUAAUAUUUUACAGACUUAUAGAGAGUCCUG
Corticium candelabrum is the source of this 2180-nucleotide messenger RNA. RefSeq names its product FAS-associated factor 1-like. Bases 42 to 2123 code for a protein of 693 amino acids. Gene Ontology annotation, molecular function: ubiquitin binding. Gene Ontology annotation, cellular component: nucleus; endoplasmic reticulum. The record is from RefSeq and is a predicted model, not a curated record. The transcript is spliced from 18 exons. Lineage: Eukaryota; Metazoa; Porifera; Homoscleromorpha; Homosclerophorida; Plakinidae.